AGGCACGGGUGCAGAAGGUUACAAAGCGAAUUCACACACUGGAGGAGGUGAACAUCAACGUCAAGCUACUGACCGAGAUGCUGUCCCACUACAAUAAAGACAGUUCCACUGACUCAGACAAGGAGAUUAUUAAGGAGCUCUACGAGCGCUGUGACAAGCUGAGACGAGCUGCUUUCAAAAUGGCCACUGAGACGGAGGACAAUGACACCAGUUUAGGUGACAUCCUCCAGGCCAGCGAUGACCUCUCCAGAGUCAUCAACGCCUAUAAGAAGAUUGUUGAGGGGCAACCAAUCAACGGCGACAGUGAAGAACCUCUAUCGACAGCUGGUCACAGCGAGAGCGCAGAAACCACAGAUACACUGAUCGACCUCGCCGGCCUUGAUGUUCCGAGCCCUCCACAGCCUGCUGCUCCACCGCCCCAGCCCUCACAUCCUGUCGCUGCUGAUCUCACAGUGAUCCCCAUCCCCGUCCUGCCUCCUCCCCCCAAACGCCUCGCUGGCAGUCAGGGCAGCAGCCCGAGUCAUCCCCCUGCCAGCAAGGCCUCCACUGCACUCUCUCUCCUGGAUGAUGAGCUACUGUCUCUUGGACUGAAUGACCCACCUACCUCUCAGAGCAGCCAAUCAAAACCAAAGCUGGAUGAAAUCUCCAACCAGCCCAGCAACAAGUGUUGGUAUGUUUGGCAGCAUAGCUUGUUCAGGUCCAGUGGUGCCACCAGCUGA
Maylandia zebra (zebra mbuna) is the source of this 719-nucleotide messenger RNA. The record is from RefSeq and is a predicted model, not a curated record. NCBI's taxonomy places the organism in Eukaryota, Metazoa, Chordata, Actinopteri, Cichliformes, Cichlidae.